This is a messenger RNA of Aspergillus sclerotioniger CBS 115572, 1153 nucleotides long. RefSeq names its product class II aldolase/adducin family protein. The transcript is spliced from 3 exons. Gene Ontology annotation, molecular function: actin filament binding. Lineage: Eukaryota; Fungi; Ascomycota; Eurotiomycetes; Eurotiales; Aspergillaceae. Gene Ontology annotation, cellular component: cytoskeleton. The record is from RefSeq and is a predicted model, not a curated record. Bases 213 to 1100 code for a protein of 295 amino acids.
CACAAAUCCGAGGGCGAUAAGCCGCGAUAGCCAGUGGCCUUGCAGCCUCGGUCUUAAGCCCGUCGGUUACCACAGCCUGCCUUUGGUUGGUCCGACCCCGCCAUGCCGAUCAGAUAAGGUCAGCCAGGCCCUCUCCUCAUCCCUGAGCUGGCCUCCCUUCAUCCCUCAACUAUCCAUUUCGUCCCAGUCAUCCAAUACACCUGCAUUACACCAUGGCCCCUCCCAUUGAAACAGAAACCACCAUAUCCUCGCCACUCACCCUCCAAACCCGCCAAUCCACGCAGGAGACGGCCGCCGAAACUGCCAAAGUGAAGAACGCCCCCGGCAAGUUCCCGCGGCCUCCCGUCUUCGAGGACAAAUACAAAGAGCGCGAAUACCUCAAGGGGCGUCUGGCUGCGGCAUUCCGCAUUUUCGGGAAGAAUGGCUACGACGAAGGCGUGGCAGGACACAUCACCCUCCGCGACCCGGUCGAUCCCACCACCUUCUGGGUGAACCCAUUCGGCGUAGCGUUCUCACAAAUCAAAGCAUCCGACUUGAUCCAAGUGAGCCACAGUGGGGAGAUCAUCGACGGAGGACCGGUUCGGCUACUCAAUGCAGCAGCCUUUAUGAUUCACUCUGCUAUCCACGCUGCUCGACCGGAUGUGCUCUGCGCCGCGCAUAGUCACAGUAUCCAUGGACGGACGUUUUGUACGCUAGGACGACCGCUGGAUAUCACUACGCAGGAUGCGUGCAUGUUCUACAAUGACCACGUUGUCUACAAACAAUUCAACGGGAUUGUCCUCGCCGAGGAAGAAGGAAAGAACAUCGCCCAGGCACUAGGCUCCAAAAAGGCUGCGUUGCUGCAGAACCAUGGGCUCCUGACAGUCGGGAAGACCAUCGAGGAGACGGUGUUCUGGUUCGUCAGUCUGGAAAAGUGCUGCUAUACGCAGUUGAUGGCGGAUGCGGCGGCGGCCGGACGGGGUGGGCAGACAGUCAAGGUGGAUGAGGCUGAUGCAGCGUUUACAUACAAGUCGAUUGGUGGGUCGAUGGCAGGGUAUUUCAGCGCGAAGCCAAUGUUUGAUGUGAUCCACGAGGAGACGGGGGGGAAGUAUUUGAACUGAUGCUGCUAUAUCAUCAUCACCCACCCUACCAUACCAUAAUCAAUUCAUAUCCA